UAGCGGCUUUGUGAACUCGCUGCCAGUUACGUAAAAUGUCUUCUUUUCUUUAAUAUUUUUGUAAACGUACGAUAAGGUCAAUUUAUUCAUUUAAGAAGCAAAUGUUUUAACCCUGCAAUGCAGGCCAUUAAAGCUUUGGGAGCAUCCGCUCCUUCUACAGUUCUUUCAGUACUUAAAAAGGGUGCAUUUGCACCUGUAGUUGGACAAAUACGUCAAACCCAUUUACCGGCUCCAAAUCCCAAUGAAAGGCGCCCAUAUUCUCCGUUCCAGAAAACGAGUAAUAUGGCAGAAUAUGCCGUUGCUCGGCUUGAUGAUUUAUUAAAUUGGGGAAGAAAAGGCUCAAUGUGGCCGAUGACAUUUGGAUUAGCCUGUUGUGCAGUUGAAAUGAUGCAUUUUGCUGCUCCACGUUAUGAUAUGGACAGAUUUGGUGUACUUUUCCGUGCAUCACCGCGACAGUCUGAUGUGAUGAUUGUAGCUGGCACUUUGACAAACAAGAUGGCUCCUGCAUUGAGGAAGGUUUAUGACCAAAUGCCUGAACCAAGAUGGGUUGUAUCUAUGGGCAGUUGUGCUAAUGGAGGUGGCUACUAUCAUUACUCUUAUUCAGUUGUGAGAGGCUGUGACCGUAUUGUGCCAGUGGACAUAUAUGUGCCAGGCUGUCCCCCCAGCGCUGAAGCUCUACUAUAUGGCAUAUUACAACUGCAAAAGAAAGUGAAGAGAAUGAAGACAGUUCAAAUAUGGUAUAGAAAAUAGGCAUUCUAUUAAAUAGAAAAAUCAAUGUAAUUUAUCCCUGAAUUAAAUAAAGUGAUCAUGUAGCAGCAGUUGAUUCUACUGUUUUACUCUACAA
Molecule: messenger RNA, 844 nt
Organism: Papilio polytes (common Mormon)
Lineage: Eukaryota; Metazoa; Arthropoda; Insecta; Lepidoptera; Papilionidae
Product: NADH-quinone oxidoreductase subunit B 2-like
Exons: 4
Coding region: 118-750 (210 amino acids)
Biological process (GO): aerobic respiration; mitochondrial respiratory chain complex I assembly; electron transport coupled proton transport
Molecular function (GO): NADH dehydrogenase (ubiquinone) activity; 4 iron, 4 sulfur cluster binding; quinone binding
Source: RefSeq, a predicted model, not a curated record